Messenger RNA from Drosophila bipectinata, 721 nucleotides. RefSeq names its product N-alpha-acetyltransferase daf-31-like. Gene Ontology annotation, molecular function: protein-N-terminal-glutamate acetyltransferase activity; protein N-terminal-serine acetyltransferase activity. The record is from RefSeq and is a predicted model, not a curated record. Gene Ontology annotation, biological process: N-terminal protein amino acid acetylation. NCBI's taxonomy places the organism in Eukaryota, Metazoa, Arthropoda, Insecta, Diptera, Drosophilidae. Gene Ontology annotation, cellular component: NatA complex.
CUCUGAAACACAUCAAAGUCUAUGUAGAGAAAGAAUAUAAAAAGCCUUGAAAUUAUUUUCGAAUCUUAAGAUGAACAUCCGUGUGGCACGUCCGGCGGACCUGUUGGCCAUGCAACACUGCAACGUGCUGUGCCUGCCCGAGAACUACCACAUCAGGUACUAUUUUCUGCACAUCAUCAACGGUCCGCAGUUAUGUUAUGUGGCCGAGGACGAAAAAGGUCGCAUCGUGGGCUAUGUCUUGGCCAAGAUGAAGGACCUGGAUCCCAAUGGUGGCGAGUAUCAGUCUAAGAUUGGAAACAUCACUUCCUUAGCCGUCAAACGGUCCUACCGCCGUCUCGGCCUGGCCCAAAAACUGAUGCAGCAAUCCUUCCGGGCCAUGGAGGAGUGUUUCCAGGCCGACUUCGUUACGCUGCAUGUCCGGGUCACCAAUCGGGCUGCCUUGAGUCUGUAUACCCGUAUCCUGAAUUUCCAGACCGUGGGUGUAGAAACGAAGUACUAUGCCAAUGGCGAGGAUGCUUAUAUUAUGAGGCUGGAUAUUUCUGGAAAAGGCGAUAUCAUGGAGCACAAGUCCAUCAAAAUAGAGGAAAACAAAGGCGACGGAGACAAGGCUUCCAAGAAAGGAUGUAGCUGCAAUCAUUGUGGCCAUGAUGGUCACUGCUUUUAAUCCUUUUUUUUUCCUUGUUGAGUACCAAGCUCUACAGCAACUCUUCCAUUUAAAAGU